AAGUACAAACCCUAGUCUAUAUAUUCCACACGCACACCUAAAGUUCAACUCCUCUUCACUCUCUGGUCGCUCCGUACCCUAGUUCAACUCUGCGUAAUCAGGAGCGAUCCAAGAGAACUCUGCAAUCAUGUUGGUUUACCAGGAUAUCCUCACAGGUGACGAGCUUCUGUCUGAUUCUUACCCAUACAAGGAAAUUGAGAAUGGCAUGUUGUGGGAAGUUGAAGGAAAGUGGGUUGUCAGUGGACCUUGUGAUGUAGACAUUGGUGCUAACCCUUCUGCUGAAGGGGGUGAAGAUGAGGGAGUUGAUGACACAGCUGUUAAGGUUGUCGACAUUGUUGAUGUAUUCAGACUUCAGGAACAACCUGCUUUUGACAAGAAGCAGUUUCUUGGCUUUGUUAAGAGGUACAUUAAGUUGUUGACACCCAAACUAGAUGCAGAGAAACAAGAGCUAUUUAAGAAGCACAUUGAGGGAGCAACUAAAUUCCUCCUUAGCAAGCUCAAGGACCUUCAAUUCUUUGUUGGUGAGAGCAUGCAUGAUGAUGGUAGCUUGGUCUUUGCCUACUACAAGGAGGGUGCUACUGAUCCAACAUUUCUCUACUUUGCAUAUGCUUUGAAGGAGAUCAAGUGCUAAGUGCUGAUGCACUAGGUUUUCUGCUUCUAAUUUAUCCUGUUUUUGUUCUACAUCGUGUUCUUAAGUUAUACUCGACAAUUGAGACUAUGAUUUGGUAUUUUUGAUAAUGAUGUGAUGGUUUGCACUUA
Trifolium pratense (red clover) is the source of this 759-nucleotide messenger RNA. Its product is annotated as translationally-controlled tumor protein homolog. Gene Ontology annotation, molecular function: calcium ion binding. Bases 128 to 631 code for a protein of 167 amino acids. The record is from RefSeq and is a predicted model, not a curated record. The transcript is spliced from 5 exons. Lineage: Eukaryota; Viridiplantae; Streptophyta; Magnoliopsida; Fabales; Fabaceae. Gene Ontology annotation, cellular component: cytoplasm.